Molecule: messenger RNA, 1923 nt
Organism: Meloidogyne enterolobii
Lineage: Eukaryota; Metazoa; Nematoda; Chromadorea; Rhabditida; Meloidogynidae
Source: the annotation of a GenBank genome assembly
AUGGGCGAACUUGAAAAUCAGCCAAUUACUAAUUUGCCCGUAGAAGAUGAUCAACAAGAAAAUCAUUCGGAAAUUCAACUUGAUGGAGUUAUUGAAGAUAAUCCAGAAGAGAAUAGUUUAAUUUCAUCAACACCUUGCACUGUUCCCUCUUCCUCAGACGUUUCUGAUGAUCCAGCAGAAAAAUCACCUGUCGAGAUUACCAAUAGUGUUGAUUUGGAAGUUGUUGCCAAUGACAGUUUGGACACUGUGGAAAACUCGUUAGCCGCUGAGGCAACUGAUGAAUUGGCAGACAAUACAUUUCUUGCCCCGAUUUCUGGUUGUACUGAUUCGGUUUCCUCACAACGAUCAGAAGUUAAUGGAUCGUUAUUUGUUAAGCAAAAGGUUUUGAAAGCGCCUAACAGACAGUUUUUGUCUUCUGAUGUUACUCAUGUUCCUAUUCAACCAUCAGAUAUUAUAGAAUAUGAAUGGCCUCAAAAAUCGGGAGAACGUUUUUUUAUCCAGGAACAAAUAUCUGAACUUCUUGGUAUCAGUUCUUUCAAACGUAAAUAUCCAGAAAUGCAUCGCCGAACUAUUGAGCCAGCAGAACGAGAUAUGCUUUUAAAAGAAAAGAAGGUUCAAAUCGCGCUAACUGCUCAUCAUUUGACAGCACUCCAUGCUGUGGAUGUUUACGAAUUAAUGUCAUCAGAAUAUCCCGAAAUAUAUUCUUCUUACCAAAAAGCCUGUAAUGAACGUGUUAGGCAGGCUAUGCUUGAAAAACAAAAAGAAUUUGAAGCUAUUAAAACGGAUGCAAAAAAAUUGGCAGAAUUGCGACAAAAGGCUAUUCAAAGUUCUUUUACUUUCAAUUCUGAUUUACAGGCUGUUCGGAAAGCAGAAAGAACACAAUAUUGGGAACUAAACACAAAUAUAAUUCAUUCACCGCUGAAUAAAUGGAUGCGCGUGGCAAAGGAAUAUACUAAACCAUCAAUUUAUCCAGUUUAUUUAGUUCCUGGACAAUAUACUGAUUACUACAAAAAGUUUACUUCAACAGAAUUGCGUUCUUUACCUUUCAAUACUGUUUUAAAUACGAGACGAUUAUUUCCACCCAAACGGGAUUUAUCACCACCAUCAAUUAAAUUAACGGAAGAAGAACUGUCUGGACCUAAAGAAACAACAGAAUCAACAAUUUUGGAUCAAAAAGACGCCAAAGAAGAUUUUAAAAAUACAAUAAUGGCAAGAGAAUGUGAUUCUCCAAAAAGUUUGCAGAGGCCUUUGCCUCCAAAAAUGCGUAAAAUUGGAGGGGACAACGGAUUUGCUUCUAAAAAGAAUUCAACUUUCUCUUCUUUUCCUCGUCCUCUACAAAUUACUUCAGCCUCUUCCUCAUUUUCCUCGAAUAUUCCUAUUGCUUCAGUCAAACUUUCAACACCCAAUUGCUCAAUCUGUCAGCUUCCAGAUGCUGGGUUAUUCCAAGGGAAAUCUGCUAUGGUUAGAUGUUCAUCCUGCCAACAACGAAUGCAUUCUUCUUGUAUUGAUAUGCCUCAAUCAAUGGUGGAUAUGAUUAGGCAAUAUGAUUGGCUUUGUAUAGAUUGUAAACGAUGCUAUGUCUGUCAACAACCUGACCAGGAAGCUGCCAUGAUGUGUUGUGAUUUGUGUGACCGUGGUUAUCAUACAUUCUGUAUUGGACUCGAUCAACCGCCUAAUGGUACUUGGCAUUGUCCGAAAUGCAAAGAAUCUAACCAUAACUCAUCAACGACUAUUGAAAUUAAAUCUGAAGUUAAUUUGAGUCAAAAAUGGAAUUUUACAAAUCAAAUGGCUUCGGGCAGUGAUCCACAUGCAAAUCAACCCAACGUCUCAACUCAAAUAAAAAUUGAAAAGAAGCCUAAAAUUGAGCGGAAGAGAGGAAGACCGAGGAAGAAAGUAUCCGAAGAUGUUCCAGCAGGUGAAUAA